AUGUCAUCUUUUAAAACUGUGCUUUUACUCUUGUCGACAAUAGUACUGGGUUCAGUAUUAUUGUCGUCAUCAUUGGUAUCUGCUCAAUGUGCAAGCCCAUACACAUGGGACUCUGGCGAAGCCGCCAACAACCACACCUAUUGUGCAAUUGGUGUCGGAAGUAUAUAUUCUUGGUAUGAAGCCUUAAACUAUCUUGCUGCACUUCCAAAGUAUUUUGGAAAACAACCAUAUUUGGCAACUGUUACAUCUGAAGAAGAAUUGAAAUUUUUAACAUCUAAAUUCCCUAGUUUGGUAAACUGCUAUGUCGGUGUUGACAGAGAUAUAUUUAAUCAACUCCGUUACAGUUCUGGUCCAGAAAGAGGUGAAGUCAUGUAUGACUAUCCAACAGGAGUAAAUCAAAUGUAUAAUAAUUUCCAAGCUCAUAUUCCAGGAGGAGAUCCAAAUCAAAAGGUAGCAUUCUUUUUCACAAGUAAUAACUUUUUCAUGGGUCUUCCACCCUACUCGUCCACUUCCAAUUGUUAUUUGCUCGAGUAUAGUGAAGCUACCGAUCCGUACGUUGCACCAAUGCCCUCUGAAGGUGGUGAUGUGACCAUCAAGUUUUUGGACAACUUUGUCGUCGAAGAUGUCAAUAUCAUUGUCAAUCCAUUUGGAGGUGCCCCAGUAUCUUGUGAAAUCGUUUCUCGUGACCCACAAUACAAGACACUUGUCUUUAAGAUGCCAGCCAUGACUGGCAUUGGAGUAAACUUUAUCUUGGUUGACGAUGGUUUCACCACAUUCAACAUCACCUAUUGGAAAUACAAAGCUCCAGCCAUUCAAUCGGUCUACCCCACUCGUAAAGGCAACGGUGAAUUGAUUACCAUCGUCGGUAACAACUUUGGUGCCGACAAGACUGCCAUCUCGGUCACCACUGGCUACCUCUAUCAUCCAUGUCUCUACAUUGAUAUUGUCGAACCCCAUUACGCCAUCUCUUGUCAAACCAAUCAUCCAGUCACCUCUUCAACCAAUCUUUUCCCUCUAACCAUUAGAGUUGGUCAAUCUUCUAAUAUUACUAGUUAUAGAGCUGCUUUUUAUGAUGAUGAAAAUGUAAAGAUGAUUAGAUUAAAUUAUUAUGCAAUGAGUGCUGUUAUUAUUAAUAAUUCAGUGACUGCACAAAAAGAGGUAUUGUUUGAAGGACAUACACCAUACAUGGGAUUGUAUGAAACAAAGUUACAAUAUGAUUUGAUUCGAUCUACUUGGGCAUGGCAAAGUUUCCCAUCGGCUACUUUUAUGGCUGGUGGUAUUGGUAACCAGACAAGCUUUAUUAUUCGUAAUGGUGGUGGUCCAAGAGACGGAGAACGUGUGACCAACGGAACCACUUGUUUGACUGGUAUCUAUUGUCCGAUGGGUACGUUUGACGGUACGCUUAUUGCCAACUACAACACGAUGCUUGGUAGAUUGUCGUAUCAAGCAUUUAGUUCAGCCGGUGAGUUGGUCUAUUACGGUGACACACCAUACAUUGAACCACAAGAACUGACCAUUGACGCUGCCGGAGGAUUGAUCAUUGUUCCACUCGCUCGCGGUACCGUCGGUUUCAAGUAUACCAAACGUUCCUAUGCUAUCGAUGGUAUGACCACCUCAUACCCCAUCAAGGUGUUGAAUAACCGUACUUUGGGUUUGACCAUUCCAGCAGGCAUCUCUUUGAGUUUUAAUCUCAGUAUUACUAUUGAAAAGUACGUAUUCUCUGGUUUGCGUGUCAAUUACACUACUCCAUCGGUACUAUCGAUCCCACCGGUUAGUACAAUGGGUGGUUUCGUGACAGUCUAUGGUUAUGCUUUUGGUAAUGAUGAAAAGAAGAUUUCAAUCACUAUCGAUGCUGUCCCAUGUCCCAAUGUCGUCCUAUUGGCCAAUGAAACGAUUCUGUCGUGUCUUGCACCACCAGGUGUCGGCGCCAACAAGACCAUGCUCAUCACUAUUGACAAUGUCGUCCAAAACGUCUCCUUUUCCUACAAGUCUCCUGCAGCCACCGAGGUCGUCCAAAAUGGUACCUCUAUCGCCAUCUAUGGUAGUAACUUUGGUAAUGCUCUGACUACACCACAGGUAUUUGUUCCAUACCCCGUCGCAGUCAACUUUACCUACGACACACUCGUCCAAUCACUCAAUGCAACCGUGCCAGUCUAUGCCCAAAACGGAAAGAUCUUUAUUCAGGCGGGUAACCAGAUGGGAUCGAUCAACUAUGUCUACCGUCCACAAUUUGCGACGAUCACUCCCAUCACAUCGACUGAGGGUAACACUGUAACGAUUAGUGGUAUGUUUUUGACUCAGUACCGUACCGACGGUAUGCAAACCAACUUUAGAGUGGUCAUUGGUGGUCGUACUUGUGCUCAACCAGAAUUUUCGUACAAUGUCAAUGGCACCUAUGUUACUUGUACAGCUCCAGCUGGUUCAGGUCUCGCCAACGAUGCCUACAUUACAGUCGACGGCCAAACAUCCAACUACCAAUCGAUCAACUAUCCAGCACCAUCCAUCUCCUCGUUUACACAAAACGGUCAAAUCCUCACUAUUUACGGUGCCAACUUUGGACCAGAUCUAGAUCGUAUCAAGUUGAAUCUAAAUGGCAAUCCAUUGGCUUGUCAAUCCGUCGCCACUAAACCAUCGAGAUUAAUCUGUUCGAUUCCAUCAAUCACCAAGAAUGGAAAUAUAUCGGUGACUGUGCAAGGACAAACAUCCAAUGUUGUCGAAUUGACCUUGUUGCCAUCGAUCAUUCGUGUCACCUCGCAAACCAUCUAUGGUGGUCUGAUCACAUUCACAGGUACCUUUUUCAAUAUUUUAAAUUGGCAAGGAAACCAAACCAACUUGGAUAUUACGAUUGGCGGCGCACCAUGUACAUCGCCACAGGUAACCUACUCGAAUACCUAUAUCACGUGUAAUGUCGCUGCCGGCACCGGUAUCAAGCCACUCAACUUUACACUCGGUCCCAAUACCAUCAUGACCACAUUCCAAUACAUUGCACCCAGACUCCAAGUAUACGAAUGGAAGAACAACCAAAUCACAUUGAAUGGUACCAACAUUGGUACUGAUAUGGACAAGAUUAGUAUCUAUAUCUAUCAAGAUAUACCAGGUAAUGUAGCCACACUCAUCCCAUUCAAUGCUACCGGGGACAUGUACUAUCAGUCGAUCAUCGCCGACACACCAGUCGAUAUGCUCAACGGUGUCAUUUACAUCUCUGUCGAUAACCUCGCUUCCAACCAACUCUAUGUUCGUCUCAUUCCACAAAUUGAUUCUGUCGUAGGCGUGUUCCCAACCGCCGGUGCUACCACCAUCACAAUCUACGGUGACCACUUUAACAACAAGAAUGGUGCUGGUGCAUUUGUCCAAAACUACAUCCUCAUCGGUGAAACGUUCUGUAACAAUGUUGUCUUUUACAACCGUACCUGCAUGACCUGUGUAGCCGGUAUUGGAUCAGGUCUCAAUAAACGUGGGUUCGCCAUGAUUGAUUCGACCGUCUCCAACAACUUUUACGUAAACUAUACAGCUGCCAACGUCACCAAGAUUGUCCAAACCAACAUGCUACUCGAAUUGACCGGUACCAAUUUUGGUAACAAACCAUAUCUCAAUGUUUUAGCCUUUGGUCCACUCGUAAACUCUACCGCAUCCUACACUACACAAGUAUUGUCACGUGUGACAGUCUCUCCAUUUAGCCAAAAUGGUAACAUCUCGUUUAUUGUCGAUGGUCAAUCAUCUAACCUAUUCCCAUGGAAGUUUACUCCCAUCAUCACGUCUGUUUCAUCGGUCGAUUAUGCCGGUGGUAAUAUCACUGUCAUGGGUUACUUUUUCAACGGUACUACCGUCGAUGGUAACUCGACCAGCCCCAAGAUCUACAUCGGUACAAAGGGUCAAUGCGCCAAUCUCACCUACCUCGCCAACGACGUCGUCAACAAUGCCGCUGUCAUUGUGUGUUCAGCUCCUCCAGGUUCGGCCGCCGAUAUCGAUAUUCCAUUCAACGUCGAGAUUGACGGUGUCAACGGUACCACCAAGUUCACCUAUGGUGCUCCACAACUCAACAGCUACACCAUCACACAAAACAACCAAAUCACACUCAAGGGAUACCAGUUUGGUGUCGACCCAGCCAAGGUUCAAGUCUACUUUGGCACUGUGUUGAUGGCCAUCCAGUCCAUCACCGAUUCCGAGAUUACCUUUACUGCAACGGCCGCUCUCUACAAUGAGAAUGUGUAUGUUAGAUCGGUGACCAACGCCAAGACGACCAACCCACUCUUUGUGACGUUGUACCCCGUUAUUCGAACUUCCACCGCCGCACCAACCACUGGAGGUAGAUCAACGAUCACUGGUAGUUGGUUGAACCAACGUUCUGGAAACUACUCGACCUCUAUUCGUGUUUGGGUCAAUGGUUCGAGUGGAAGUGUAAACUCGAUCGUCCAAACCAACAACCUUCAAUUCCUCAUCAAUGCACCUGCAGGUACCGGUCUCAACAAGAAUCUUACCGUCUCUUUUGAUGGUAUGUCUUCAAGUUUGUUGACAUUCUCGUAUCUCCCACCAACCAUCUUCAACACCAUCCAGUCUGGUACGACACUUACAUUCAAUGGUACAAACUAUGGUCGUGAUCUUGCCAAUGUCUACACUACCCCAUUCACUGCAUUGUCUGGUGUAUCUGACCUCCUCCUCUCGGUGACUCUUGCCAAAGACACCAAGAGUGGUAUGUACAACGUCCAAGUCGACGGUCAAACAUCGGCCAACUACAUGGUCUACUUGACUCCAAUCAUCUCACAGGUUAUCCCAGCUCCAACAACCGGUCCAUCUGAUAUUACCAUCAAGGGUACCUUCCUCAACCAGUUCCGUGUCGACGGUAGUCUUACCAACGCCUCUGUCUGGUUGAACAAUGUGUCUUGUCCCAUCACCUCGUUUGUUUCAAACACUUUGAUUACCGCUACUGUCCCACUCGGUCUCUACCGUAAGGGUAACCUCACAGUUGCUAUCGACGGCAAGGUCGCCAUCACCAAAUACGACUCUCUCGGCCCUGAAGUCUACACUGUCACCAACCCACCCAUCUACCAAGUCGCACAAGUCGUGACAAUUACCGGCAAGAACUUCUUUGACCCGCUCGUCGUCUAUAUUGGAGACAGCGAGUGUACCGUCGCCAUAGCCAUCACUGAAAACUCACUCUACUGCUCGUUUGACAGUACCGUCCAACCUACCCUCGCACUCAUCCCAGUCUCUGUCAUCUCGACCGGUCUCAUUGGCACUGCCAAUAUCUUUAGCUACGCCGAUCUCACUUGUCAAAACAACUGUAAUGGUCACGGUACCUGUCUCAAUGGUAUCUGUAGCUGUGACGUUGGAUUUGGUGGUGCACUCUGUCACACUGCCGUCAACCUUACCGUCCCAGUCCCCAGCACCUCAGAGUUUGGUGGGUCUGUCACAACCGAUCAAACCACCUACAAUGUCGGCGUCCAAUUCAUCCGUGAGAUUGAUGCCUUUGGUGUCACUGUCAAGGUGUAUGAAGCAUCCAAGAUGUACUGGAUCCUCGCUGGCAAGGCUGAAUACGACACUUAUACAGUCAACACUUACACUGCAUCGUUUGCAAGUAGUGGAGAGCAAGCCAAGAUCACCAUCAAAACCUACGAGUUUGAGUAUGGUGCACUCUUUGAGUUUGGCGGUGAAAAGUUGCCCGAAUCAUCUCACUCGUUCAAACAUCAAGUUGCCAUUGACCACUAUGGCUUUGUAACCACCGGAAACUCGCUUCAAGUCAUCUAUAGCGCAUCGACCCCCACAACCUAUGCCGAUGGAUGUGCAUCUGCCCAAACUGCCUACACUCUCUUUUACAGUAGUCAAACUGGAUCUGUGUUGGCCUAUGACUUUGAAACCAAGUACUCUGUAUUUACCGCUCGUUUCAGUACUAGAAUCUUGGUUGAUUACUCGGUUCAAACCAUCGAGAUUAAUCCACUUGCCAAAUCCGAUCCACUAUGGUCCACUCAAAACGGUCUCCUUGAAUCAAAGAUUGUCAUCAAUGUUCCAUCAUUCUCUUACAAUGUAGAGUUUGAUCCAAACUUUAGUGCCUAUGUCAAGGGUAUUAAUCCAACUUGUGUUAAUCCAACUACUACUAGUGUAACAACUGUCACUCCAACUACUGUCACCCCAACAACUGUUACUCCAACAACUAGUACCCCAACAACAGUCGAUCCAACCACAUCUCAGACAACUCAAACUGCUACACCAACCACCUCGACUCCAACAACCUCUACUCCAACCUCUGCCACUACUGCAUCAUCUGAUCCAACUACUAGUAAUCCAACUACUGCUACACCCACUACUAGCAACCCAACCACUAGUAACCCAACUACCGGUCAAACUAGUAUUGCGACAACUGUAGCACCUUCAAGCUCUACCAAUCCAUCGUCGACUGGUCCCAUUGUCACUUGUCCAGGUACUCCAGUUUGUUCUGGACGUGGUACUUGUGUCGGUCAACUCGGUGUCUACCAUUGUGUCUGUCAAGGUAACUGGCAAGGAUCAGACUGCUCAGCCGAGCCAGGCAAGAUUCCUCCACCAACCGACCCAAGCACUGACAAUCCAAACACCAACCAAACCGACACAGAGUCUGGUGUCAAACUCGAUAUCAAUGUCAUCUCGAUUCGUGAAGUCGACUUUAUGGAUCAAAUCAUUGGAGAAUACAAGUUUGGUAAGAAUUGGACAUUCAACGAGACCAAGACCGACCAACAACUCAUCUACCUCUAUCAAACCGAUGUUGUUCGUGAAGGCAAGAUCACCACUCAUAUCAAUGUAACCGUUCAAUACUUUUACUAUGAGACCAACAUUACCUUUGCCGGUCAAACCAGUACAAUGUCACCUGGUUCGAUAAAGUACUCUGUUUCACUGUCCAAAUUUGAUUUUGAAAGUGGAAACAAUGGUCUUCAAGUAUUGUUCUCUUCUGUUGCCUCUGCAUCCACAUCUUCAGACGACGCAUGUUCACUCAAACAAUUCGAGUAUGGUGAUAACUCUAAAGAUCUAACUGCCAUCUCACUCCAAAUCAACGGUAGAACACUCUAUGGUAAAUUCACAAAGUUUGCCUUGGCCGAUGGAAAGAUUGUACGUUCCACCAAUGAAGUCAUCUCAAAGGAUCAACCAACCGACUCUAACUCUAUCGUUCAAGCUGUUGUCGCUAUUGGCGUCGGUAACUAUGGUACCUCUGCAGUCAUUGACCCAGACUUCCAUCUCUUGAUCAGCUCUGACGCCUCUGAAAAGGAGGGAUCAAAUUGCUCUGGCUCAUCCUCUAAACUCUCAAAUGGUGCCCUUGCAGGUAUCGUUGUUGGUUCAGUUGCUGGUGCUGCUGUUCUCGUAGCUGCUGGAAUCUCUGCCAAGAAAUGGAGACAACUUAAAAAGGAUCAAAGUAUUACCGAUUCAAAAUUAAAGAGAAUGAAUGCUUAUUAA
Messenger RNA from Cavenderia fasciculata, 7416 nucleotides. RefSeq lists its product as uncharacterized. Gene Ontology annotation, biological process: sexual reproduction. The record is from RefSeq and is a predicted model, not a curated record. The transcript has 4 exons. Bases 1 to 7416 code for a protein of 2471 amino acids. NCBI's taxonomy places the organism in Eukaryota, Evosea, Eumycetozoa, Acytosteliales, Cavenderiaceae.